AUGGAAAUAAGUGAUGGAAAGGAGUUUACUGUAAAAUCGCCUCUCAUUCCCUAUUCAGAUUCAACUUUUACAUGUACAAUGCAUAUAUAUGCCAAUGAGGAAUCUUUAAUCCAAAAAAUUGAGUCUUUUAAACUUACUUUUAUAGGGAAUUUAUUCUAUUGAUUUUUAGUGAUAAUCACACUUGGUAUUUAUUUUUUAUUCGACAAAUGAUUUAUUAAGCUUCAUCUUAGAGUUCGUUACAAACGUUCUCCACCAAAUUUAUCCACUCAUUUUUUAAUAACAACUAAAGAUUUCACCAACUUGGUUGAAAUGACCUUAAAGCACUCCAAAACUUUGGGUGAUAUCAUUACUUUUACCCAUCAUGAUUUAUCUUAUUAUUUUGAUGGGAAAUGUUUUCAGCCUCUUUAUUUUAAUGCAGCAAUAUCCUAUUCUUCAAUCAUAGACAGAUAUAGUAAAGGCUACAGCGACGGAGAAUCAAUUCAAGAAAUGCAGUCUCUUUUCGGUUUAUGCCAAAUCGAAAUCCCAUUGAAGUCAUUUUUUCGUCUGGUUUAUGAAGAAGGGACUAGUCCAUUUUAUAUUUUCCAGAUAUUCAGUAUAACGAUAUGAAUGGUUGAUGAUUAUAUCUUAUACUCCUGCUGUAUCAUACUCUUAACCUGCAUUUCAUUAUUCUCAUCAGCAGUUCAAACUAGAAAAAGCAUGCUUGCACUUCAUGAAAUUGCCUUAAAAAUCAUAAAAGUUAAGGUGCUUCGACAAGGAAAUUGGACUGUUCUGGACAGUGCUAACUUAGUUCCUGGGGACGUAAUUGAGAUUCCUCAGCAGCAAGAAAUGCCUUGUGAUACUGUUUUAAUCUCUGGAAGUUGUAUUAUAGAUGAAGCCUCUUUAACAGGCGAAUCCAUUCCUGUUAUAAAAGAUUAAGAUUAAGAUUACGCUGAGUAUUUAAAGUCCCCACUUCGUCCGAGGAAGCAUUCUACGGUUUCCCGUAUGGUGGCAGAGCGUUCACCAAGCCCGGGCCGAAACCCCCGUUUCUCGGUAGAGGUAAAGGCCAAGGGACGUGUCAUACCGUCUUUGCUGACCGCCUCCAUUUCCAACUUGGAUCGUCGCCUAAGUUUACGCCAACACUGCCGCGUCGUCCGCCAGAUCUGCCCAUUGAAGGGCGUCUUUUAACUGGAGAGACUCCCGUUCUGUUGUCUAGCUUGCCCUCCCCUCUUUUCCGGUCAUCCCGAGAAAGAACUCAACAGCUUUCGCCAUUCGGGGCAAGCCACAAAAGCAGCUUAGGCAGGUAAGUCGCCCUGCCUCAUUUCGGCACUCACUGGGCUGAGCGCUGCUGGCAAAAAGAAGUCGCGAGUAACUGCCCAUGGGUUUUGUCACAGAAACAGCGGUCUCCGUGCUUAGACCUCUCGCCUCGAGGUCCAAAACAUUGUUGGGCCAACACACGGCUCCAAAAACCAUGCCGGAUAUACAUGGGUAACCACCACUGAGAGGUGGGUCGGUCGCCGUCCGCCAUUUUAUGUAUAUCCUGUUAUAAAAGAUAAUCUUCCUUAUUUAUCUGAACAUAUUUACAGCAUUGAAGGAGAUAGACAUUAUUCCUUAUAUGAAGGGACUAAAGUAAUCCAAACAAGAAAUUAUGGCCAAGGAGAAGUUAUAGGAAUAGUUACCAGAAUUGGCUAUGCAACAAUGAAAGGGAAAAUGAUCCGCUCAAUUUUAUAUCCAAAGCCAAAUAAAUUUAAAUUCUAUGAAGACGCAAUAAAAUUCAUAGGUGUUCUUGCAAUAAUUUCGAUCCUUGGCUUCAUCAUAUGUAUGCCUAUCAUGAUUUAUCGAGGAGUUCCUAUCUUUCAGAUCAUUAUCCAUUGUUUUGAUUUAUUCACUGAAGCAAUUCCUCCAGCAUUGCCUGCAUGUAUGACUAUAUGUACAGCAAUUUCUAUAUCAAGACUAAGAAAACAAGGGAUUUUUUGUACUGCGCCACAGCGUGUCAAUGUUGCAGGGAGAAUCGAUACUUUUUGUUUUGAUAAAACAGGAACGUUGACAGAAGAUGGCAUGGACUUGUUAGGGGUUCACCCUAAUAUAGAGAGGUCGAUUAAUUUGAUAUAUAACGACUCAUCAUUGAUAAUAAACAGCUCAAAACGUUUGAUUGAGUGUAUGGCCGCCUGCCAUUCUUUGAUUGUUGUAGAUGGAAAAUUGCUUGGGGAUUCUCAGGAUAUACAGAUUUUUAAUUUUACAAGGUGAAGUAUGGAUUUGCCUUUAGCAGAAAAUCAGAAUUCUGAUGUAAAAUUUAUUGUAAAAUCAGAAAAAAAUGAGGGUGAGCUUGGGGUGUUAAGAACUUUUCAUUUUACCUCGAAGCUCAAAAGGAUGGGAGCGAUUGUAAAAAGUUUGGCUGAUGGACAGUUCAUUUUUUAUAUGAAAGGAGCACCUGAGGUAGUAUUAGAAAAAUGCAAUCCUGAGAGUAUCCCUGCAAAUUUAGCAAAAAUUUUAUCAGGAUACACAUGCUCCGGAUAUAGAGUACUAGCUUGUGCUUAUAAAUUUAUUGAUUCUAUUGAUAACUCUGAGUUAAAUUCAAAGCAUAUUACAGACUUUGAAUCAGAUUUAGAGCUUUUAGGACUGAUAAUUCUUCAAAACAAGCUAAAAUCUCAGACAAUUCCUGCAAUCCAAGUAUUGCAUGAGGCUGGAAUCUUAUCUUAUCUUAAUAACCUAUAUCACGUUUAACGUCCACUACCAGGUAGCUCGACCAUAGUUACCCCCAAAACCACUCUGGGGUGAGUUUUUUGCCAUUUUCCUUAGGGCCGUCCAGGCUCAGGUUUUAAUCUCCAAUGAGGACACCAGCCUUGAAGUUUAGGCUUUGACAAUCAAGGCUGGAAUCAGAACAAUAAUGGCCACCGGCGAUGCCAUACUAACCGGAAUUUCUGUUGCCAGAGAAUGUUCACUGAUAGACUCUAGUAUCUCUGUCUAUCUUGGCGAGCUUAGAGAAGGAAAAAUCUUAUGGGAGCUUUUUGGAGUUGAAAAACCAUUAGAAUCUCAUACCAUCAUAGAUCAUCCUUGAAAAUCUCUAAACGAUUCUUAUACUUUAGCUAUGACAGGUGCAGCAUUAUCUCACCUUAUUCAUCUUUCAGAAUCGGGGGAUCAAGACUCUUCUAUAUGUGUUAAAAAUAUCAUAGAAAAAUGCAAAGUUUUCGCAAGAAUGUCGCCAGACCAUAAAAGUUUGCUGAUGGAAAAAUAUCAGCAAUUUGGAAAAACCAUCGGAAUGUGUGGGGAUGGGGCUAAUGAUUGUGGAGCUUUAAAAACUGCUGAUAUAGGGAUAUCGUUAAGUGAAGCUGAAAGUUCUAUUGCAGCACCUUUUACGAGUAAAAUUCCAGAUAUUUCAUGUGUAAUUAAUGUAUUAAGAGAAGGAAGAUGCUCAUUGGUAUCAUCUGUUCAAUGUUUUAAAUAUAUGGCUUUAUAUGCUAUGAUCACCUUUAUUUCUCUUUGUAUAUUAUAUAGUGUAGGAACUGGGACUCAUAAUAAUCAGUUUUUAGUAUAUGAUUUGAUUACUGUAAUGCCACUAGCGAUUGCUAUGACUUAUACAAAGGCUUGCAAUAGAUUAACUUCCUCUUUAAGAAAAAAAUUCUAUUUUUAAUAGAAAUAAACACCAUUUAAUAGUGAGAAAAAAAUAUUGCGAGCUCUUAAAUAUAGGAGUAAGCAAAAAACAGCCUAUAAGUGCUUUAAUUUCAGUUUCAGUAUUAAGUUCAGUAAUAGGCCAAAUUUUGCUUGAAACUGCGACUCAGGCAGCUGUUUAUUUAAUUGCAAGCUGAAUGCCAUUUUUCGAAAAAUCUGAUUAUGAGAGAGGGGAAGACUUGAACGAAUUUUAUUAUAGUUAUCCAAAUACUGUAAUAUUUUUGACAUGUUGAAUGCAAAUGGAGAUGAUCGCUUUGGUGUUUAAUGUAGGAGGGCUUUGAAAGAAACCAUUUUAUACAAAUUUUUUGUUUACUGGAAUUUUUAUUUUUCUUGUCGCUGCAACGACUUAUUCUAUUGUUUAUCCAGCAGAUUGGGUUAGAGAUGUGCUCAAUGUAAGAUUUAUUUAGCUGAAAGACAUUCCUGAAUACUUCAGAUUGAUCCUCUUAGGGAUUUGUGCAAUAUAUGCAAUUUUGGCAUAUAUUUUAGAGCUAGCUCUAGUUCCUUGGAUAGAAAUAGCGUGGUUUGGCUAUCAAUUGAAAAGGAAAAAGAUAUCAAACUUUAAUAAUAAUAAUAUUAAUUAA
Messenger RNA from Blepharisma stoltei, 4226 nucleotides. The record is from the annotation of a GenBank genome assembly. NCBI's taxonomy places the organism in Eukaryota, Ciliophora, Heterotrichea, Heterotrichida, Blepharismidae.